Molecule: messenger RNA, 708 nt
Organism: Colletotrichum destructivum
Lineage: Eukaryota; Fungi; Ascomycota; Sordariomycetes; Glomerellales; Glomerellaceae
Exons: 1
Coding region: 1-708 (235 amino acids)
Source: RefSeq, a predicted model, not a curated record
AUGGCCUUUUACGAUUCUGAAGACGCCACUCGCCCCAUGCUCCGUGAGGGGGAGGAAGACGAGAAGGCGCUCGCUCUAUCGCCUAUACAGCAACAACAGCAACAGCAACAGCGGCGCAGCCAACGCAAAAUCCUGUCUAGGCUUCUCGUCGGCCUCGCACUGAGCAUCGUCUUUGCGUUCUCCGUGACCUGGACCUUCCAGUUCAUCGUCACCCCUCCCCGCACCAACGCCGAGGGGGUCAUCGUGAGCCCUUGCGGCAGCACGUCCAGUGAGGCAAGGGCUCGCGGCUGCCACUUCGAUGUGCUCUCGUUCUGCUGGGUCCCGGAGGAGUGCUUCGACAGGGAGCUCACCGACGAGUUCCGUAGAGCCGGGCCGUGGGUGUUCUACACAGACCGGAACAAGACCGCCUCGGUCACGGAAGAGGAGUUCGGCGCCGACGUGCGGCCAGUCUACCUCACCAACAGGCUGCACAAGACGCACUGCGCCUACAACAUUCUACGGUUCCACAAGGCGCUGACCGAGGGCCGCAUGGUGCACAAGGAGGACGUCUUGACGCACACGGAGCACUGUACGCAGGUCUUGACGCGGGUCAACGAGCCGGACGACAUUGAGGUCAGGGCGAAGAUUCAGUAUCCUGACUGCGGCCAUUUCUCAAAGGAUUUCCCCGGAAAGGCCAAGGACGAUGUCCGCAGCCACCAUCAUGUAUGA